AGGUGAUGGCGCGCCACCCUGCCGGCCAAGGCUUAGAACAGUCUGGCGUGGCGCUGCUUCGGCCGGCCCUCGGCCGUGCGAUACAUUCAUGCCAAUGGACAUACACUGCCCGUCCAUCACGCCAGCUGGACGGGUCCCAGACUGAGGAGCGUCGAUGGCCGACGACGACCACAUGCAAAGUCUUGCCUCCAAGGCGUCACUGCGAGCUUGCGGCGCUGGGCUCGGCACGUGCUGCACAGCCAAGAUUCGACAGUGAGCGCCAGGCUAGGCGUGAGGCCAAGGCUUUAUCCGACACUUGGCCAUCUGCUGAGGACCCGCCGACCCGAGCGACUGGAUGAGCUUUAACCGAGCGAGCAAGAGGCGCCGUCCUCUCGAGGAGCCCUUGGCGGCGCCAACGCGGUGCGGUGUGCGUGCCGCUCUCCACGCUAGUAGGCGCGCGCGCGAGACGCGGCCGAGCCCAUGGGACGAGCUUCCUCACCUGCACGCCGUCUGCCCUCCCUCACGCCCGCUUGCAAAGCGCCUGACCCGACGCACCGUUCCCGACAGCAAGCUGCCUGCGGAAACACUGCUGCAUCUACUUCGCUCUGCAUGCAGAGCGCCACUGUCGUGGGAAGCUUGCGCAUGUGGUGAUCGCAGCACGGACGCGCGCCAGCUAGCCUUCGCUCCUGAAGCCCCUGCUCGUCCGUCUCCUCGCUGCAGCCUCUCAGAGCUGCAGUGCACGCCGAUGGAAGACAGCCAGCUAGAUGUUGGAGAAGACGAAUCGAUGUGCAGGCUGUUCGUACAAGUGUGGACGCGGCGGCAGGGGCAAAGAAGUACAUGGCAAUCCUCGAGUCGCAGAGAGCGCGCCAUCUUUGGCAGCGGCGACUCGCGACGAGGCAGGGAAGAAGGAGCGAACAGCAAGAAGGUAGCAGUGAGUGUGUGUGUGGCGCUGGGCCAGAGCAAGCGCAGAUAGACGUGGUGGUGCUGCAAGCGUGUAAGGGCGUGCGUCCUUCGCAUGGCGCUGGUAUGCGCCGGGCGCGUGAGUGGGCGAAGCACGCCCGGUCUCUAUGGUGUGAGGGAGUGGGGUCUAUG
Messenger RNA from Tilletiopsis washingtonensis, 1071 nucleotides. RefSeq lists its product as hypothetical. Bases 335 to 952 code for a protein of 205 amino acids. The record is from RefSeq and is a predicted model, not a curated record. The transcript has a single exon. NCBI's taxonomy places the organism in Eukaryota, Fungi, Basidiomycota, Exobasidiomycetes, Entylomatales.